Messenger RNA from Gastrolobium bilobum, 438 nucleotides. RefSeq lists its product as uncharacterized. The annotation marks the transcript as partial. The transcript has a single exon. The record is from RefSeq and is a predicted model, not a curated record. NCBI's taxonomy places the organism in Eukaryota, Viridiplantae, Streptophyta, Magnoliopsida, Fabales, Fabaceae.
AUGGAGGAUCCAGGUUCUUUUACUAUUCCAUGUGUUAUAGGAGAUAGGUAUAUUGGUAGAGCUUUAUGUGAUUUAGGCUCUAACAUUAAUUUGAUGCCUGCUUCUAUUUUUAAGCAAUUAGGAAUAAAAUCUGCACCCACAACAUUAACUCUCCAAUUAGCUGAUAGGUCUAUUGUAUACCCUGAAGGAAAAGUGAAAAAUAUUUUAGUAAAAGUGGAAAAAUUUAUUUUUCCAGCUGAGUUCAUUAUCCUUGAUUGUGAAGUUGAUGAAAAUAUUCCUAUUAUAGUAGGAAGACCAUUUGUAGGUACAAGGGGUGCAAUGAUAGAUGUUAAAAAAGGAGAGUUAACAAUGAGGGUAAAUGAUGACACUAUGACCUUUAGUGUUUUUAAAGCCAUGAAAUAUGUAGAUGAUGAUGUUGAUGAUUGUUCUGCUAUAUCU